This is a messenger RNA of Hyaloperonospora brassicae, 3582 nucleotides long. The record is from the annotation of a GenBank genome assembly. NCBI's taxonomy places the organism in Eukaryota, Oomycota, Peronosporomycetes, Peronosporales, Peronosporaceae.
AUGGAGAGCGGCUCGGAAGACGAAGACAACGUCCUGUCGCUGCGGGAGGAGCUGCGCGCGAAGACGCAUGCGCUCAAGCAGGUCCAAGACGAGUUUGACGAGUACACACAGUCGAGCCACGAGCUGGAGCAGGAGCUCGAGCAAGAGCUCUCUCGCGUGGAAAAGCGCAAUGUCUAUCUGAUGAACAAGAGCCAGUACUUUGAGCGUGACCUGCAGGCCGCGCGCACGAAGCUGGACGAGGCGCUGGACCAGACGCGCAAGCUCGAGGAUGAGCUCCAGACCACGCGCGCUGAGCUCAAGAAGGCCGUGGGAGCUCGAUGCAAGCUCGAGCAGCAUCAAGAUGAGCUGGAGACGCAGGUGCGCGUGCUGCAAGCCACGGAGAGUGAUCUGAGGCACAAGAUGGAGCGAGAGAUUGAGGAGAAGGUGUUUCUGCUUAGUGAUCAAGACGAGCUACAGCGCGAACACGAAAUGGCUGCAGAGCGUUUUCGCACGGAGAUCAUGGACCUCAAGUCGGAGUUGUAUGCCUUUCAGCAAAAGUACGAGGACGUGACGAUGACGUUGGAGACCCGCGGAUCGGUCUCAGGCAAUGAUAGCAUGGCCACGACCCACAGCCAGUCGGAAGAUGGUGACGACGGCUAUGAUUUGAGCUACAGUGACAGCAUGCAGUGCGGUUCGACUGUGCAAGAGCGUGACGAACUUAGUCGUGAACUGCUGAUCGAGUCGCUGAAAGAGGAGAUUGAGGCCCUGAGUUCCAGCUUGCAGGAUGAGACAGAUGCCCGCGCUGCAGCAGAAACUGAGGUGCAGCAACUUCGCGAAAGCCUCGCGCACAUGGAAGCUAUGGAGGCAGAAAUGACGGACAUGACUGACGAACUGAUUGGGAAAUCUCAAGAAGUGCGUGCUCGCGACGAGCAAAUUGAAGAAAUGCGCGAGUCUCUGCUAAAGCUUCAGUCUGAGAUGGCAACGCUUAAUGAUGGCGGCAUCGAGUUUACGAACGAGCGGGAGAACUUGCAGAAUGAAUUGAAAAGCAAGGACAGAGACAUAAGCAACCUAACUGAAGAGCUAGAAACGAUCAAGUCACAAUGCGAUGAUCUUGCCGAGAACGAGCGCCAACUCAACAUCCGUCUCGUGCACGAAAGCGAAGCUGUGGAUGAGUUGAAGGAACAGAUGGAGAUUUUGGCGAAAAGUCUAGAAGAAGUCAAGCAAGAGCGCAGGGAGCUCGAGAGCAAGCUACAGAAUGGCAAGGGUGAGAUAUCGCAGAAUCGCAAGGAGGUGGAAGAUCUGAGUAGCACGAAUGUAGAGCUUCAACAACAGCUUGAUGAGUCAAACAAGAGGAUAUUCGAGCUGCAACAAGCCUCUGCUGUACUGACGGCUUCGGCCGUGCCGCCGGCUGCAGAUAUGUCUGAAUCGAAACGGUUGAGGAUGGAAAUACAAACAAUGCGGGCGUCCAUGAACUCUUUGUCAGCGGAAAAUGCGCGACUGAGAAGUCAAGAAGGGAUGUCUACCAGCGUCGCACCUGCAAAGCGUGUGUCAGCUGACGUUUUGCAAGUGAAUUAUACGCCAGAGCAGCUUGCUCGAAAGUACAUAGCGGAACGGACGCGGAACGCUUCGCUGCUUUCGCGUCUGCAGACUGUGUGCGGUAACAUUCAGGUGUUUUGUCGUGUCCGGCCGAUCAUCAAUGAAGAGCUGGAGAAGGCGUGGGGUUCCAAGUUGGCAGUCAACGUGGUGAACCAGUCCGAUUUGGCUGCUAUGGAUGUUCGGUAUGACCGUUUGUCGCCAAGUGAGCCCAAUGGAAAAGUGGUCAGCAGUGUCGACAUGGAGGCGCUAGCAAAUAAUAGUUCGUGGAAGGUGUUUACGUUUGAUCGAAUCUUAGGUCCCGACGAGACGCAGAAUGAUGUUUUUCGUGAAGUGGAGCCGAUCGCGCAGUCCGUUGUGGAUGGGUUCAAGGCGUGUAUUUUCGCGUACGGACAAACCGGUUCGGGAAAGACGUAUACAAUGGAAGGUACACCCAGUGAUCCCGGUCUGAACUACAAGAUCAUUAGUCACCUAUUUCAGUCGAUUCAGCUGCGGGGAGCGAUAUACAGCUGCGAACGUGACGACAAGGGGCCUGAAGACGACGAAAUGAACGGACUGGAAACCGCAACCAAAACAUCUGUGUAUCACGUGCAAGUGGGUGUGCUGGAAAUUUACAACGAUUCGGUACGCGACCUAUUCAAUACGUCCAAUAAAGCACUGGACAUUCGUCACGAUUCUGCGACUGGCGACAUUUGCGUUCCCGAUCUGACAAUGACAUCAGUAUCGUCUCCUCAGCAGACGAUUGACGUGUUGCGGACUGCGCAGUCAAAUCGUGUGACUGGUAAAACUAAUUCCAACAUGCACAGUAGUCGAUCACAUAGUAUUGUGAUCGUGCAAAUCUCGAAACGCCGACCGGAAAGAAACGAUGCUGAUAAAGACCCAGCCGACUUCGACGCCGACGAAGAAGGGUGUGGUAAGCUGUACCUUGUGGAUCUGGCUGGCUCGGAGAGAGUAAAGAAGAGCAAUGUAAGCGGAGACAUGCUUCGGGAGGCCGCUCAUAUCAACAAGUCCCUGUCAGCCUUAGCUGAUGUGAUGGAGGCUCUGGACAAGAAGAUGUCUCACGUUCCAUACCGCAACUCGAAACUCACGUAUUUGCUCCAGGACGUUCUCAACUCGUCGUGCAAAACAGUGAUGAUCGUUAAUGUUGGUCCGACCAUCGAGAAUGCUAGCGAGACGUUCCGAUCGCUGCAGUUGGCGGAACGCGUGCGCAAUAUUGUGGUGGGUAGGAACCAAAUUGUGAAGAACAAGAAGGACAUUUUGUCGGCCAAGAAAGCGUUUGCUGAGCUUCAGUCGUUGAAGCAGCAGAUGCAAAUUUCCAAGCGAAAGUACAUGCAGUCACAGCAAUCUGUGGUCGCUCUGAAACGAGACCAGAAGAACCAGUCGGAAAAGCAGUCGGCAACGCUGCAAAGCCGGCUUAGGGCGUGGGAGACGCAAAACGAAAGCCUGAAGUCUCAAAAUGAAUCGCUGAAACGGCUCGUCGACGAUCUGAGUGACCAGCUGAAGGCUGAGCGGGAGACUAAACAGAAGGAAGCGGAACAAUGCGAAGCUGCUCAACGCUUACUCCGACAGCAGAAUGCUAAGGCUCGUGUGUCUUCGUCGCAGCAAGAGAUGCAGCAGAAGCUGGUGCAAGAACGCGAAGAAGAGAUAAAAAAACUGCGGCAAUUGUUGACGGAAGCCAGGCGACGAAGCACUUCCUCUCUUAUUCCACGGCUGCCGCUAUCAUCGCCACCCAUGAAGAAGUCGAAGAGCGCUCGCCCAACAAGCUUACCUUGCACUGAGCAAGAAGAUGAUGGUACCAGUGCAACUCGAGGGCCAAGCACGCAAGCGCCUGGUGCCAAUCGCACCACAAAGCUGCAUGUGACUACUCGUGGGUUAGCGGGAUCGCGUUCGCAGCCUGGCGUCCCGUCAAGUAAUGGGACCGGGAGACGUCAGAGCCCACAAGUGAGCAAGAGUCCAGCACCAGCGUCAGCGCGGACAACAUCUACGUCAAAGCAGGGUACUUGGAAAUGA